Molecule: messenger RNA, 1803 nt
Organism: Metarhizium brunneum ARSEF 3297
Lineage: Eukaryota; Fungi; Ascomycota; Sordariomycetes; Hypocreales; Clavicipitaceae
Biological process (GO): nucleoside metabolic process
Molecular function (GO): catalytic activity
Source: RefSeq, a predicted model, not a curated record
AUGAAAAGACUUCGCCCUGAAAACUACACCGUGGGAUGGCUUUGCGCUCUCCCGACCGAGCUUGACGCGGCGACGAAAAUGUUUGAUGAGCGGCAUUGCGACAUUCUACGAAAGCCCGAUGAUCCAAAUUUAUAUACACUCGGUCGAAUUCACAACCACAAUGUUGUCAUCGUGUGUCUGCCUGCUGGUCAGACGGGUGCGAGUUCAGCCGCAGCGGUUAUGGGCCAGAUGAGGUGCCAGUUUCCGUCAAUACAGCACACGUUCUUGGUCGGCGUUGGAGGCGGUGUUCCGGGCGACGAUGCGGCUGUAAGACUUGGAGAUGUGGUCAUUAGCCAGCCGCAUAUGGGACAUGGUGGUGUCGUUCAAUAUGAUUUCGGGAAGAGCACACCGAGCGGAUUUAUACGUACUGGGUUCGUCAAUGCUCCGCCAACUAUCCUUUUAAAUGCUGUUAGCAAGCUACGAGCAAAUAUUCUGGAGCACCAGGUCCACAUUUCAAAGAACUUAUCCACCUUCAACCACUUGCGAGAUAGCGCCGGACCCGAUAUCCUAUUCGAGUCAAUCUACGAGCAUGUUGGAGCGGCUAGCUGUGACAGUUGCGACAAAGAUCUGGUGAUACAUCGAACGCCGCGAAGCAGUGGGGAAAUUGUAAUCCAUUACGGUACUAUAGCCUCUGGUAACCAACUUAUACGAGAUGCGUCCACGAGAGAUACGCUCAGCUCGGAGCUUGGAGGUGUUCUUUGCUUUGAAAUGGAAGCGGCUGGAUUUAUGAGCAUAUUUCCAGGCCUUAUAAUUCGAGGCAUCUGCGACUACGCAGACUCUCACAAGAACAAGAAGUGGCAGGCUUAUGCGGCAGCAACGGCAGCUAUAAUGGCUAAGGAGAUCCUUUCAAUUCUACCCAUAACUCAACUCCCCGCGGACAAAGAAGCGGAUUUUGGAUGUGGCAACCCGUUACAAUUCUUAAAUCUUUCGCAGAGGCCAGAGUGGCAUUUGGCCCAAGAUGGGACUUUACCUUAUAAUAUUUUCGAACAUAUUUCUAAUUACGAACCCAACUGUACCUACCGCAAUUACUUGCGCAACAAAUGCCCGGGUACUGCAACGUGGAUACUAGGUAAUAAGGAAUUCUUGACGUGGAGAAAAAAGACCUCUGCAUGUUUAUGGCUGUCUGGUAAAAUUGGCUCUGGGAAAACUUUUGUGACGACCACCGUUGUUGAGCAUCUAAUGGAAGCGUCUCAAAAAGGUGGUGAUUUUGUGGCACAUUUUUUCUUCAACCACUCAAGCAAAUUCCGACUGAAAGCUAUUCAUCUAUUUGAAAGCUAUAUUAAACAGAUGCUCGGUUUUCUUGACAAUGCGGGACAUGUAUGCCCUCACGAGCUAACGUAUGUUGUGAAACGAUUUUACGGCCCAAACAGGUGCCAACCCAGCUUUGCUGAGAUUAUAGAGAUGAUAUUCAUACCUCUGGGCGAAUUCUUGAAUCAGGUCACCCCAAGCGCAACAUACAUUGUGGACGGUCUCGACGAGUGUGAGUCAGUCGAGAGGCGACUGGUACUUAAUACCUUACGAAACAUGAUGCAACAGCGCGAUACGCAAAGAGUUUUAGUCUCCGGACGGGAAGACCUGGAUGUGACAAACUUCAUAGAAAACUCUAUGACCUUGCGCAUAUCAAGAAAGGAAAAUGAAGAAGACGUUCGGGAGUUUAUUGAGUGGAAAAUCGAGGCAAAGCUGCGGGAACGACAGCUCACAGAAAGUGAGUACGUCCUCCGGGACAUCAAAAACAAACUGAAUGAAAGGGCUGAUCUCAUGUGA